CCUCAUAUGAAUCUGGAAAGCUAACAGGCUAACAGGCUAACAGGCUACUUAGCAGCGACCAUGGACGUGAGCCGGUUCACACCGGGACGGCGACGCGGUGUCACCGGGCAGCGAUAACAUCUGUCCACGUUGGCGACCCUCUCUCUCUCCGGCUCACUAUCAGCGCAGUCAGUCGGUUAUCUUCGCGACUUUUGCCCUCUUUUAUCCCGCUGUGUCUCAUGCUAGCUAGUUAGCCUGUUAGCUAACUAGCUGCUAUAAAGCAGCGUCGCUCACUAACGAGGCUAGCUAGCUAACCAACUAACUGGACGGACAACAGCGGGAUGUGCCAUGGCAUCGGUUCGGGUGGCUGUCCGGGUCAGACCCAUGAACAGGCGGGAGAAGGACUUGACCGCAAAAUGCAUCAUCAAGAUGGAAGGGACCAAAACCUCCAUCACCAACCUGAAGAUCCCCGAAGGCAUCGUAGGUGAUUCGAUGAGGGAACGAACCAAGACUUUUACGUACGACUUCUCCUACGACUCCAUGGACUGUAAGAGCUCCGCGUUUGUCUCGCAGGAAAAGGUUUUCAGAGAUCUGGGCUCGGACGUGCUAAAGGCGGCGUUUGAGGGCUACAACGCCUGCGUCUUCGCCUACGGCCAGACCGGCUCGGGGAAGUCCUACACCAUGAUGGGAAAUCCUGGAGAUGCGGGUCUGAUCCCGAGGUUCUGUGAAGGUUUGUUCAGCCGUAUCUCCGAGGCGACUCGAUGGGAUGAAGCUUCGUUUCGUACAGAAGUCAGCUACCUGGAGAUCUACAACGAGAAGGUGAGGGACCUGCUGAGGAGGAAAUCCACUCAGACCUACAACCUGAGAGUCAGGGAGCACCCAAAAGACGGGCCGUAUGUCGAAGAUCUGUCCAAACACCUGGUGCAGAACUACAGCGACGUGGAGGAGCUGAUGGAGGCUGGAAACAUCAACCGCACCACCGCCAGCACCGACAUGAACGACGUCAGCAGCCGCUCGCACGCCAUCUUCACCAUCAACUUCACGCAGGCUAAGUUCGAUGCAGAGAUGCCCAGUGAGACGGUCAGUAAGAUCCACCUGGUCGAUCUGGCCGGCAGCGAGCGAGCCGACGCCACCGGAGCGACGGGCGUCCGACUGAAAGAAGGAGGAAACAUCAACAAGUCGCUGGUCACCCUGGGCAACGUCAUCUCCUCUCUGGCUGACAUGUCACAGGACGGCGUGAACACCAACCUGAAGAAGAAGUCGGUGUUUGUUCCCUACAGAGACUCCGUGCUAACGUGGCUGCUGAAAGACAGUCUGGGCGGCAACUCCAAGACCAUCAUGAUCGCCACCGUCUCCCCCGCUGACGUGAACUACGGCGAGACGCUCAGCACUCUGCGAUACGCUAACCGAGCCAAGAACAUCAUAAACAAACCCACCAUCAACGAGGACGGCAACGUCCGGCUGAUCCGAGAACUGCGGGCUGAAAUCGCCCGACUGAAAGCUCUGCUGGUUCAGGGCAACCAGAUUGCUCUCCUGGAUUCGCCCACUGCUCUGAGUAUGGAGGAGAAACUGCACCAGAAUGAAGCCAGAGUCCUGGAGCUGACUAAAGAGUGGACCAACAAAUGGAACGAGACACAGAAUAUUCUCAAGGAGGAGACUCUCGCUCUGAGGAAAGAGGGGAUCGGUGUGGUGCUGGACUCCGAGCUGCCUCACCUGAUCGGCAUCGACGACGACCUCCUCAGUACCGGCAUCAUCCUGUACCAUUUAAAGGAGGGACGGACAUACGUGGGCAGAGAGGACGCGUCCACGGAGCAGGACAUCAUCCUGCACGGUCUGGACCUGGAGAGCGAACACUGUAUGUUUGAGAGCCAGAACGGCACAGUGACUCUGGUGCCGCUCGGUGGAGCUCAGUGUUCAGUUAAUGGCGUUCAGGUCACAGAGCCGUCGCAGCUCAACCAAGGCGCUGUUAUUCUGCUCGGCAGGACGAACAUGUUUCGGUUCAACCAUCCGAAGGAGGCGGCCAAGCUGAGAGAGAAACGGAAGAGUGGCCUGCUCUCUGCAUUCAGCCUGUCUAUGACGGAUCUGUCCAAGUCCUGUGAAAGCCUGUCCACUGUGAUGCUCUACAACCCCGGUCUCUUCACUGAGAAGGGCCCCGUCUUCCUCAGGUUGGAGUUUGAGAGACAGCAGCGAGAAGAGCUGGAGAAACUGGAGCUGAAAAGGAGGCUGAUCAAGGAGAUGGAGGCAAAGCACCAGAGUGAGAAGGCAGAGCUGGAGCGCCUGCAGCAGGAGGUGGAGAGUCAGCGUAAGGAGUCUGAGGAGGUGCAGCAGCGGAUCCUCCGUCAGGAGGAGAGCCUCCGCCACCGCAGCCAGGACAUCGAGAGCCGCCUUCGGGACUUCCUGGCCGAGAAGGAGCGCUUUGAGGAGGAGAGACGCUCGGAGAUCCAGGGGGAGGACCUCCAGCGCCGGAAACAGCAGCAGGAGGGUGAAGCAGAGAGAGAGCAGGACAAGGAGCAGCGGCGGCAGCAGGAGGCGGCAGAGCAGACGGAGAUCUACCGUGAGCUGGAGAGGCUGAAGAGGGAGCGCGAGGAGCAGAAGGUUCGUCUGGAGACUGAGCGGCGGCGGCUGGAGGAGCAGGAGAGAGAGCAGCUGAGCCUGGUGGGGAGGCUGGAGGAACAGCUGAGAGAGAAACACGAGGCAGCCACCACCCUGCUGACCCGGGAGGACGCCCGCCGCAUGGAGGAGGAGCGUCGAGCCCUGGCCGAGAUCAGAGAAGCACUCCUCCGUGCCAAAGAGGCUGGAGAGCGGCCAGAUGUGGAGGAUGCCAGCGAGGAGGCGAGAUCUGCCCAGGCUCGGUACACAAACUUCAAGGCGGCUCAGGUGAAGGAGCUGGGCCAGCUGGAGGAGGGGCUCCGGCAGCAGAGGGAGCACCUGGAGAAAGAGGUCGCUGCUGAGCGUAAUACACUGCUGCUCCUCGGCCACAGCCUCAAAGAACGACAGCAGCAGCUGAAAGAGGUGCAGGAGAAGGGGGCGCAGGAUGCUACCGCUGUCUGCCAGGAGGAGCAUCUGGUCAAACAGGCAGAGCACAGACUGCAGUUUAAGGAGCGUCAGCUGGCCAGCGUGGCCGAUGGCCUCCUCCCCGCACUGGCCGAGGAGAAGCAAAGAGCCAUAGAGAUGCUGGAGCGCAGCGGCGGAGGAAGCAACGGGAACUGCGACAGCCCACCGGGGCUCGAUAACACGCUGUACCAGGUGGAGAAGGAGCUGGAGGACAAAGAGGAGAAACUGAACCUCCACUGGCGCAGCGCUCAGCAGCUUCAGCAGCUCCAGGAUACCUACGAGUUCACGGCCAACGUGGCUCGGCAGGAGGAGAAGGUAAGGAGGAAGGAGAAGGAGAUCCUGGAGUCGAAGGAGAAGCAGCAGAGGGAGGCGAUGGAGCAGGCGGUGGCCCGGCUGGAGAGGAGGCACUCGGCCCUGAGGCGCAGCGUCUCCCUGGAGCCCGACACCGAGGAGCAGAGACACAAGAGCUCGGUCAUCGGGAACCUGAGGACGGGGGCCGACCUGGACCAGCAGAGAGUGGAGCGGGAGAUCCAGAAGCUGAGGCAGAGGAUCAGUGAAGGGGAAGAAAACAACAGGACUCACUCCAUCAGUAACGACGAGAAGACGAGUCACAACAGUUCCCCGGUCAGCCACAUCCAGAGUCUGAACACACUGCUGCCGCUGUCAGACGACAGGAUAAAUGCGUACAUUGAAGAGGAAGUCCAGCGACGGUUACGCAAGAUGAAUCUUCUCAAUGGCAGCAGCAGCAACAUGGAUCUGUCUCUGUCCAUGGAGGAGGAAGACGUUAGCGACUGUAGCUCUGUUAGAUUAACAGAUGAGGAUGAUGAAAAGCUGCAAAACAUUAAUCCAAGGAGGCUUAAAUAUGAGCACCUGGUCUCUCGUCCUCUCGCGACGAGCGCUGACGGCCUCCAGGAGCCCAUUAAAAUUAGCAUUCCUCGUUACGUUCUCCGCGGGCAGGGAAAGGACGAGCACUUUGAGUUCGAGGUGAAGAUCACUGUGGGGGAUGAGGUGUGGACGGUGUUCAGACGUUACAGCCGCUUCCGGGAAAUGCACAAGAGCCUCAAGUUAAAAUAUCCAGAGCUGGCAGCUCUCGAGUUCCCUCCCAAGAAGCUGUUUGGAAACAGAGACGAGCGGAUGGUCGCUGAGCGCCGGAAUCACUUGGAGCGUUAUCUGAGGAACUUGUUCCGGGUGAUGCUGUCGUCCUCCGGCUCUCCUCUCAGAACCGACGCAGACGGCGGUUUCCAUCUCACCAAACACGCCAUCUGCGAGUUCUCGCCGUUCUUCAAGAAGGGCGUCUUUGAGUACAGCAGCCACGGCACCGGCUGAAAUUUUCUCCAAACCAAAAAAAAAAAAAAACCCCCCCCCCCCCUGCUCGGUGCCUUUUUCCCCCGCGGCCUCGGCUCGGGAGAAUCGCCUCAGAAGGUCAAAGAAGGAAAAACUUGCAGGUCAGUUUCCUCUCCAGCCUCCCGUCGUCCCGUGAGACGAAGAUCUCAAACCUGUCAGGAGCUGUUCAGCUCUUAGUCCGAGUGGAAACUCAGCGCUCUGUUUAAAGAGUUUCAUUUUUACAUUAUAUAUAUAUAUAUCCAGAGAAAGGUAGAACAGGUUUUCAUCCUCCAUAAUGACACAACUUUGUACCGAAUCUUUACAUUUGUUCCGUUUCUUCAUUCGGUGUCUCCUGAUGGAAACAAACACUUUAUUUCACACGAAGGCAUUCUGCACAUUCUGGCAAUAAACAGCUAUAUUUACAUUAGGGCUGCACGAUAUGGUAAAAAAUAAAAAUAAAAAAAAAAUCACAUUAUGAUUGCGAUGUGAUUCACGGUUAGUGGGAAUGAUCAUUUUUGCAUCACAAUUUUUAUUUUCACCGAAAAAACUGUUAAAAUCACGAUGACGGGACAUUUGUUGGGGUCUGUACCAAACACAUCUGGUUCUCCAGAUGUGGCGGCCGGGGGGGGGCGUCUCUGCAGCUCGUCACAGUUUACCUUCAUCAAACCACUGCAGCUCCUCAGGUUUGGAUGUUGCACCUGGCCACACUGCGUUUUUUUGACGAUAUUUCGAUUAAUUGUGCAGCCCUAAUUUACACGCAGCUAUGAUAUUUAUGACAACUCCCUUAUGAAGUGACAGCGGUGCAACUUUAAAAGUAGAAGAAAACAUUAUCGCUGGCAGGUUUGGGGGUUCAAUUCAAGUUCAGCUCCGUUUAAAAUCACUGUAAACAGAACAUCUUCGGACUGUUAGUGUGACAGAACAAUGCAUUUGAAUACAUUAACUUUGGCUCUGGGAAAGUCUGUUGGGCAUUUUUCACUCAUUUCUGACAUUUUGUAGACUAAACAAUCAAUUUAUUUAUUCUUGCCAGUGAGCAGAGCAAGGCAUUAGCACUGGCAGGGGAAACGGGUUCGAUUCCCAAAAUGACUGAACAGCGCUACAGAGCAGUUUGUGUGAAGGGCACGGUCACAUUAGCCUUCUGGUGAUAAAUAUUGAUCGCAAACUGUAAAGAACGAUGCUACACGACUCGUCCGUCGUGCAGUCUGAACGGGAGACGGAGUGAAUAUUAGUACGGAGGAGAUGUAAUGUGUCGUACGUUAGAAGCUAAAGUCCAAAAAGGUCUAAUUAGACUUGUAGUCAGACUGUUGUCGUACCUUCACUGUGACUCCAGCACUGUUUGUAGAUAGAGAAGAACUCUUAUUCAGGGGCCGCGUGAACAAACUAAAUGUCCGCCUGUGUUCAUCAAGGCCUCGCCUGCAGAAUCACAACAGUUAAAUUCACAGUCAGGUGCUCAUAUGAACGUCGAGGCAGGUUUGUCUCCCUGUAAUCAUUCCUCCUGUUCGUACUGGCUUGAUUCCUUCCUGAUGCACUUUCAUUUGAAGUGACGACAAACUGUCUUCCUUCCGUGCAAAAAUGUUUUCAAACGCUAAUCUGAAGCUAAUAUGAAGCUUCAGCCGUCCGAGUUGGACUUGAUUGGUUUUUUUUUUUUUUUUAAGUACAAAAUUCCCUCUUUUUGUUAUUAACUCUCCACUGCAGCUCAACAGGGAAACACAGAGGGGAAUUUUACACCAAAAAGACGAAGAAACCCACUUGAUGUGUCUAACUCAGACUGCUGAAGCCUCAUGUUAGCUUCAGAUAAACACUGCAAAAUGACUCUGAACUACACAAAUAGAAACAUGCGAUCUGUGACAACAGUGAUGUACAGAUUCUACUCUUCUUGAUAUCUUUAAGGAUGUAUUGUAGUUCGACUGCAUUUUAUUUAUAAGUGCCACCUUAUUCACUGUACAUAUGGAGGAUGACCAUACAAUUGCAUUAUAGUCAGUUUUAAGUCAACAGCAAGUUUCACAAAGGUUGUAUUUAAAGAACUGUUGUACAGGACUGCAUCGUGAUAUUUUCUGGUUAUAUUUAUUAUUCUGAUUAUUUCUUGAUAGAACAACAAUGCUUGGAAGGUCUGUUACUCAGAGCUGCACUAAGAAAAUGUUUUAAUGUAAAACUGCACCUAAAAUUAGAAGUUGAGGCUGCAACACGUUAGCGUUUUGGUCACUGAUAGAAACUGUCUCCAAACCAGCACUGAGUGAAUGCUAUAAAGACACGCUAAGACGUUUACCGACACUAAAUUGACGCAUUUUUUAAUGAACUUCUGAACUGUUUAAAGUUUUACACAGGUUCAAAAGUGCCCUGUGGAGGUUUCAUACAGUGAACAGGCAGCUCCUCCACUCGCUCACUGAUAUGAGCUUGUGAUCAUCUCAUAUAAACUAAUAAUUCAAAUAUAAUAAAUAAACUAAAAUAAAAAAUAAUUUCUGUGUCACGGUGGUUCUCAAACACGCAGGAGACGCAGACGAGUGCCGACAGCAAGGACGAGCUGUCGCCAUAACAAGUUUUUACACAGCGAUGAACAUGUUUGUGCCACCUGAACAGUUUUCUUUUGAAGUAAUGCGUGUACAGGUAAUAUCAGGCGGCCACAUUCUCAAAUGCGGAGUAAUCCCAAAGAUUGUUUUAGUGCCACCAAAUUCCAAAAUUUAACCAUUUGUCUUUGUUUCUUAUUUCCCAAAUUUAGUUUUCUCCUCCCUUUUUUGUUGUGACCUGAAAGGAGAUUUAGGAGGAUUUCUCUGAAUGAAACCAGUUUGCUCCCUGUUAGCGCUCCUCUGUGCUCUAGUCAUUUAUUUUACGAAUUUAUCGCAGGAAUAUUUGCUUUAAACGACAUUAAAUUAAUUUAAUUAGAUGGAAGUUUGGAGAGAGGUUUGUUAACGUUUUUCAGGACAUCAGGAAUCGUGGAGUUGUUGGACAGUCCUGAAGAGCCACAGACAAAAACUGACAAACCUGUAAAAUAAACGAUGAGAGAACAGAAGUGCAGCCUCGGGAGGUGAUGGUGUUUAGUUUUGCUCACAGGAAGUGAUCAGCUUUGUAAUCAUGGCUCUCUGGCAGCGUUACUGCCAUUUUUCUCACUUUCUCAGCACAAAUUCAAACACAUCUUUGACCAAUCAGAUUCUGGUACGUCUUUCCGCUUGGUACAAGUACGCAGAGACAAAUGAUUCAUUCAGAGGGAAUCUUCUGUCCCUCCGGCAGCUCAACACUUCAAUAAAUAUUUCAGAGCUGAGUUUUAUUUUUACAAAAAAAAUCUGUUCCGUGAGUAAAUCGGCCUCUUUCAUCGAGCUGCAGCGAUUCGAUCCCGACGUCUUCCAGAGCCUCACUGGUGUGUUAGCAGCUGCAGGAAACCAGUUUGGACACCAGUCCAGUUGAAUUUAAAUUAGCCUGAAUAUGAACAGCCAACCACUAGCUGCUUUUUUUCCAUAAGCCAUAUACUGUGUGUGUAUAUAGAAUGUAAAUGUGGAUGUGCAUAGUUUUUCUAUAUGAUAUGCUUGUAUGCAAUGUAAAUCAUUGACAUUGAAUGUCAGUAAAGGGAAUGUAUCACAACA
This is a messenger RNA of Siniperca chuatsi (mandarin fish), 7928 nucleotides long. RefSeq names its product kinesin family member 16Ba (gene kif16ba). The record is from RefSeq and is a predicted model, not a curated record. The transcript is spliced from 28 exons. Gene Ontology annotation, biological process: microtubule-based movement. Lineage: Eukaryota; Metazoa; Chordata; Actinopteri; Centrarchiformes; Sinipercidae. The coding region runs from base 328 to 4359 and encodes 1343 amino acids. Gene Ontology annotation, molecular function: ATP binding; microtubule binding; phosphatidylinositol binding.